Molecule: messenger RNA, 1296 nt
Organism: Symbiodinium natans
Lineage: Eukaryota; Dinophyceae; Suessiales; Symbiodiniaceae
Source: the annotation of a GenBank genome assembly
AUGGAAGCUGUUUGGACUCGUGCAACGCAUGUUGCUAGCGCGGUGCAAACAGCGAGGUCAUGCAGGGCGCAGGAGCUGCUGGAGCGGGUCGCGGCGUUCCAGCGUGGCGAUUGGCUUCGGCUCCUCGCCGAGAUGCAUCACGGGAGUGCUGGACGCGGGCCGCACCAGCCCGGCGAACCGGCAACUAAGGCCGAGCGCAGACGCCUGGUGGCGUAUGCCCAGGUUCGUCGGGGUGAGGUCGCGCACGCCCGCGUGACCUUUGUGGGCCCGGUACCGACACGACGCGACGAUCCCCCACGCCGCGCGUUGCGCAUCCGCCCGACGUCCUGUCCUCGCAGCUCGACUUCCCCUCCGUCGCUGUCACCGCACGCGAUCGCCAUGGACGGCCUUGCACCCCCGGCCUCUCCGGUCUGUGCGCGGAUCUCAACACUUUGCUGCAAUGCGAGGUUUCCGUCGAGCUUCUGGCGCAUGCCGCUAGACGUCUGGCUCGCGCCGACUCUGCGGGCGGCGUGCGCUGGAUCGUGUAGCAUGCGCUCGCGCACCUCCGGGCACCCAUUUUUGAUGCGGCCACGCGCCCCUUCCGCGACGUGUUCCAGGCCAGGUGGCCAAGCGCGCGCAGCGCUGGAGCUCCACCCGACUGCACGUGUCCCUCGACGGCCGCAGCACGUACGAUACCAUCUCACGGGCAUCGCUCUUCACAGCACUCCGACAUGGCGCCGGAACUGUUGCCUUUCGUGCGACUGUUUAAUGGGACUGCCACGGUCGCUGCCGCGAGAUCCGCCAGGGGAGGACCCUGUUCUCCUUCGGCCAACGCGGCGGUCCCCUGGCGGCCGCGCCCUGAUGGCAGCACACUGCAGCCACACGAGCGCUUGCGGGGCUUCUUCGUUUACCUAUUUCGACGACCUAUAUGUCCCGACGCGGGACCCGGAACAUGCUCGCCCGCACGACGCUGUUGUCGAUCCCCAGUGUGGCAUGGCCCAAGGGGGCGUGGCGGAGCUGGGGGAGGAUGCUUGGCAACGGGACAAACCUCCCGCCGCGCACGGCUUGGUCGGGGGGGCGCAUGCGCAAAGAGCAGCUCUUGCUCGAUCUCCUCCUCCCGUGUGCCUCGUCGCGCCAACCACGCGCCCAGAACGGUGCUGCCGGACUACGUCAUGUGGUAUGCCCAGGAGUCGGCGUACACCCCAGGCAGAGGGUGGGGAGGCGACCCGCUCCUGCCAGCCAUGGUCCCUCAACAGCCUUGUUUUGGAGACAUUCGAAAUCAAUACAGUUUUUUCAGGGCCACUAGCAACGAGCUAA